This is a messenger RNA of Puma concolor (puma), 1899 nucleotides long. NCBI's taxonomy places the organism in Eukaryota, Metazoa, Chordata, Mammalia, Carnivora, Felidae. The record is from RefSeq and is a predicted model, not a curated record.
AUGGCCGAGCUGAGCGGCGCGCAGAUCCCCGAUGGGGAGUUCACUGCCGUCGUGUACCGGCUCAUCCGGGAUUCGCGCUACGCCGAGGCCGUGCAGCUGCUGGGCGGCGAGCUCCAGCGGAGCCCGAGGAGCCGCGCCGGCCUGUCGCUGCUGGGCUACUGCUACUACCGCCUGCAGGAGUUCGCGCUGGCGGCCGAGUGCUAUGAGCAGCUGGGCCAGCUGCACCCGGAACUGGAGCAGUACCGCCUGUACCAGGCCCAGGCCCUGUACAAGGCCUGCCUUUAUCCAGAGGCCACCCGGGUCGCCUUCCUCCUCCUGGACAACCCCGCCUACCACAACCGCGUCCUCCGCCUGCAAGCAGCGAUCAAGUACAGCGAGGGCGACCUGCCCGGAGCCAAGAGCCUGGUGGAGCAGCUACUGGGCGGGGAAGGGGGAGAGGACAGUGGGGGCGAGAACGAGCCCGAUGGUCAGGUCAACCUGGGGUGUUUGCUCUACAAGGAGGGACAGUAUGAGGCCGCGUGUUCCAAGUUCUUUGCGGCCCUCCAGGCUUCGGGCUACCGGCCUGACCUUUCCUACAACCUGGCUUUGGCCUAUUACAGUAGCCGGCACUAUGCCUCGGCUCUAAAGCAUAUCGCCGACAUUAUUGAGCGUGGCAUCCGCCAGCACCCGGAGCUAGGUGUGGGCAUGACCACUGAGGGCAUCGAUGUUCGAAGUGUUGGCAACACCUUAGUCCUUCACCAGACUGCCCUGGUGGAAGCCUUCAACCUGAAAGCAGCCAUAGAAUACCAACUGAGAAACUAUGAAGUGGCCCAGGAAACCCUCACUGACAUGCCACCUAGGGCAGAAGAAGAGUUAGACCCCGUGACCCUGCACAACCAGGCGCUAAUGAACAUGGAUGCCAGGCCUACAGAAGGGUUUGAAAAGCUACAGUUUUUGCUCCAACAGAACCCCUUUCCCCCGGAGACCUUUGGCAACCUGCUGCUGCUCUACUGUAAGUAUGAGUAUUUCGACCUGGCAGCAGAUGUCCUGGCCGAGAAUGCCCACUUGACUUACAAGUUCCUCACACCCUAUCUCUAUGACUUCUUGGAUGCCUUGAUCACCUGCCAGACAGCCCCUGAAGAGGCUUUCAUUAAGCUUGAUGGGCUAGCAGGGAUGCUGACUGAACAGCUCCGGAGACUCACCAAACAAGUACAGGAAGCAAGACACCAUAGAGACGACGAAGCUGUCAAAAAGGCAGUGAAUGAAUAUGAUGACACUCUGGAGAAGUACAUUCCUGUGUUGAUGGCCCAGGCCAAAAUCUACUGGAACCUUGAGAAUUAUCCAAUGGUGGAAAAGAUCUUCCGCAAAUCUGUGGAAUUCUGUAAUGACCAUGAUGUGUGGAAGUUGAACGUGGCUCAUGUCCUGUUCAUGCAGGAAAACAAAUACAAAGAAGCUAUAGGUUUCUAUGAACCCAUAGUCAAGAAGCAUUAUGACCACAUCCUGAAUGUCAGUGCUGUUGUGCUGGCUAACCUGUGUGUUUCAUAUAUUAUGACCAGUCAGAAUGAAGAAGCUGAGGAGUUGAUGAGGAAGAUUGAAAAGGAGGAAGAGCAGCUGUCCUAUGAUGACCCCGAUAAGAAAAUCUACCACCUCUGCAUUGUGAAUUUGGUGAUAGUGAACUCCCCAUCGGGGAUCUGCGCGCCGCUCAGCUCGGCCAUAACCGCCAAGCUGGUGGUGCGUGCUGGUUACCACGGCAACAAGCCCACCGGAAACGGAAAGCUGCUCGCUUCUAAGACCGGGAGUCCUGCAAGACCAAACAAACGCUUCGAUGCAGUUGAGAUACGAAAACUCCACUUCCCGGCAUGCACCACUGCAGUCGCGCCGCAGUCGGGAACGUGCCCGCUCUGCCUGCUGGGAGUUUAG